Messenger RNA from Desarmillaria tabescens, 1673 nucleotides. Its product is annotated as major facilitator superfamily domain-containing protein. The coding region runs from base 347 to 1672 and encodes 441 amino acids. Gene Ontology annotation, molecular function: transmembrane transporter activity. Lineage: Eukaryota; Fungi; Basidiomycota; Agaricomycetes; Agaricales; Physalacriaceae. The record is from RefSeq and is a predicted model, not a curated record. Gene Ontology annotation, biological process: transmembrane transport. Gene Ontology annotation, cellular component: membrane. The transcript is spliced from 11 exons.
CUCAGGUUGGACUUAAUGCUCAAAGUCCUUCAAGACUGGAUCUUUUGUUGGAGGACUCGUACGCCAUUUCUUGACGUACGGGGACCUCUAUGUAACGAAAGUUUCAAUAUUGUAUCCUCAACCUGAAUAAGUGGGACCCCAUCAAAGACAUACAGACCCCGUAUCGUGGACUUCUACUUUUUCUCCGAUGCACAUGAAUCAUCCCCGUUUGAUUUGGCCAGAGUCAGCUUGAGCGUCAUCUCGGCUGAACCGGUCUGGUCCAUCAUGAUUCUUAUGCCGAUAAUGCACUGGACUCCAUUUGUUCCGGAUACCACUUCUCUGCGUGUAGCCUCCUUCUUGCGUUGACAUGGCCGAAACGGACUACCCGUUGAGGAAUCAAGACAGUGGUACAUUGAAAGAGGAGAAAGACUCGACGGUUACUGCUGUAGAGUCUCUGGACUUGCAGAGCAACCACUUCGAUCAUGGAAUUCGCGCGUGGGGGACCGUCGUAGGAUCAUGGCUGGUACAGUUUUGCAUUAUUGGUGUCCCUCUAUCGUUUGGCGUCACGGAAAGCUUCUAUGCCCAAAAGUAUCUCGCAAAUUACACUCCUUCUCAGAUCAACUGGAUAGGGUCACUACAACUAUGUCUCAUGUAUCUCCUAGGUUUAGCGGUUGCAGGACUAUUCGAUGCCGGGCAUUUUCACUUCAUAUCUAUCACGGGGUCUAUUUUGUUCCCUUUCAGCAUUUUCAUGUUAUCACUAGCCCAGGAAGGACAGUACUAUCAAGUGUUUCUAUCUCAAGGGCUCGGGAUGGGGAUUGGGACAGGAAUAAUGUACACUCCCACUUCUUCUGUGGUUGCUCACCACUUUAGAAAACGAAGGAGUAUGGCUAUGGGAAUUAUCACCACCGGUAGUGCCAUUGGGGGCUUCUUUUUCUCUUCAAUAUUCGGUCACUUCUUGGAUGGAUCCAUUGGGUUCACGUGGGGGAUUCGGAUUGGAGCUUUCGUGUGUCUAGCGUGUCUAUGCACCGCAAAUUUGCUGAUGCGGACAAACUAUCCUCGGGGUCAAACCCCUCGGCCAGCACUAUCAUCGACAGCGACACCCUUAGCAACACUUCUCAGAACGCCAGCCUACAUAUUCAUGAUCCUUUAUGGUUUUGCCAUUUCUCUAGCUCUGUAUAACCCCAUGUUUUCAGUCCAACUUUUUGCCCAGGAGCAUGACAAUAUACCGAAGACUCUAACGAGCUACCUGCUAGCUAUUAUCAAUCUCAGUAGCACACUGGGACGAACUAUUCCAAACUGGCUAGCCGACCGUUAUGGCGUAUUUCCUGUGUACAUCCCGUGUGUUUCUGCUGCGGGUGUCCUGGCGUUAGUCAUGAUGGUCUGCACCACAGCAGCAUCGAUUACCAUCUUCUGCAUUCUCUACGGGUUUUUUUCCGGCGCUUGCGUAUCACUCUUCUUCCCUGCUGUGUUAUCUCUCGAUCCAGACCUGACCCGUUCCGGCCUUCGACUUGGUCUCGCAUCCGUCCCCGUCGGUAUCGCUUCCCUCGUGGGUACGCCAAUUGAAGCGGCAGUUGUAGGCGAAAGUCAUAAAUGGUGGGCUGGAAGCGUCUUCACUGGGGUAUUGGAACUUACAUCGGCAGGUCUGUUAUUGGCGGUAUAUAUUACAAAACCACGGGUUUCCAUUCCGGCUUAAA